This is a messenger RNA of Encephalitozoon hellem ATCC 50504, 1401 nucleotides long. RefSeq names its product putative major facilitator superfamily protein. The record is from RefSeq and is a predicted model, not a curated record. The transcript has a single exon. Gene Ontology annotation, cellular component: membrane. Bases 1 to 1401 code for a protein of 466 amino acids. Lineage: Eukaryota; Fungi; Microsporidia; Unikaryonidae.
AUGGAGUCUAUAAAAAAGAUAAACAGGAAGUUUCUAAUUACACCGAAAAUUUUGUACUUUUUCGUGAACCUCCAGUAUUACACUCUUCAUCAGUUUAGAGGCGUCUUUGCCAAGAAGAAGUUUGGUGCUACUGAUGGGGAUUUGGCAAAAUAUAUGGGGCCCAUGCUUGGAACAAUAUUUUUCACUAAUAUCUUUAUCGGUACAAUGAACGACAAGUUUGGGAGGUCCCAUCUAUUUAUAGUUGGAGCCCUUCUUCUCACAUGUGCUCUUCUUCAGCUAUUCUAUAUAGAGCCUUAUAUAGGCAUCUUCCCAGGGAUGUUUUGGGUGAACCUUCUUCUUUACAUGGCCUUCAACAAUGGGAUUCCCCCAUUGCUUGAUAAGGCCGUGCUGGAUUAUCUGAACGGAAUCCCUGAGGCAGGCGCUAGAGCCUAUGGGAAGCAAAAGCUGUGGGGAACUGCAGGCUAUGGCUUGUCCUGCAAAGUAAUAGAGAAGUGCAUCAAGUUUGGAGAUGAUUUUAAGUUUGGUAAUCUGAGGUACUACUCCCUGGUGACCACAGCUCUGUCUUCAAUAUUGGUGUUUUCACUGCUCAAAUCUCCUGCAAGCGAAGGGAGAACUGCUAGAAGAGACAUAAUGGCAAAUUGUAAGGAGUUGAUGAGAAAUGGAUCUUAUUUGUUCUUUAUACUUAUGAUACUUUUGAAUGGAAUAACAAGGCAAGCCUUGUCCAUAUACCAUACAGUGUACCUGACAGAUGUGCUACAGAUCAAGGGAUACGACCUCCCUUCUUCCUGGCCAAAUUGGCUCCAAUACUUGGUUAACUUCUUCAAUGAGUCACCCGUGGCAACAACAACCUUUUGUGGAAUGGUUUUCGAGGUUGUGAUGCUCUAUCACUUUCCAGCAAUAAGCAAAAGGAUUGGACUAGUCUGGCCAUUUUUCAUUGCCCAGCUAUUCCAGAUAUUCAGGGUUGGAUGCUAUUUCCUGUUAGAUUACAAUGACCCGCAUGUGUUUCUGUAUAGCUGCCUUAUUGAACUCACGAGGGGAAUGUACUUCGGGCUAUUACAGCCAUCUGCAGUCCAGCUAGCGAUGAACCUGUGCCCGCCGCACCUCAAAUCUACUUCGCAGAUGAUCUAUCAUGGAACCUUUACAGCCCUCGGGUCUCUUGCUACCACUCUUGUAUUUGGGAACCUUUUCUCCGAGGAUAAGAUGAAGGGAAAGGACAUUCCCAUUGAAGACAGAGCAGCAAACUACAAGAUGUUCUUCUUUGUAAAUAUAUGCUUUGCCUCUGUCACUACUGGGCUAUUUGUUUACAAAUACUUCAUUCUGGAUCGGAUAUCAAGGCGUGGCACAGAUCAAGAAAAGAAGGCAAUAAUAGAGUCUCAGGAAGAGGCAAUGGCAAAUAAAUAG